GCAGGAUAUUCCGACAGCUCUCCUCGCCAGUGGCGGGCCACGGGAGGCCCGCGGGCACUUGCGCGCCCGCGCUGGAGGCUGCCCUGCAGCUGCGGGUCGAGAGGCACCGCAUGCGGCUAGUGCCCGGCGAGGGCGACCGGCUCUGCGAGCUGUCGCACGCGGCUGCCGCGCCCUCGCUGGCGGCUCCAAUGGACUCUCCGGCGGCGAGCGGUGCCCCGCCUCGCGGCGCGCAGGCCGCUUCCCCAGGGCCGUCCGGCGGCGCCGGAGGCGCGGUCGACCCAGCCAGCGCGGCACGCGGGAGUCAACGGGCCGCUUCGAAGCUCGUGCCUCUGCCAGGCGCCCCGCAGCUCGCUUGCCCGCUGUACUCUUCGCACGGCAAGUUCGCCCAGCCCCGCAAUCUUGCGCGGCAAAGCUGGGCGAGCGAGGCGCUGCUACGCUGCGGGGGCUCGACGUGGGCAUCUGUUGCGGACGUCGGGGCAUUCGAUCGUUCAGGCCCCACUCCCGCACGCGCCAGCGGCCGUCCGCGAGCACCGCCAGGGCCAUGGCUCAAGGCCUCGAAGCGGCCCGACCGCGAGCUGGAGCUGGGGCGCACGAAGCUGCUGUUGCCCCCUCUGCCACAGGGAUUCCACCUCCGGGCAGAGCUCGCUAAGCGGCACGCAAUGCGGGCCGAUGGCGAGUGGGAGGCGCUGCUCGCGCGGGCCGAGCCGCCUCCCAGGUCUCUGCUCGGGGAGUGGGGCAUGCUGGAGGCGCACCGGAAGGGCGUCACAGCCCCGACGGGGUCGAUGGCCGAGCUCACUGCCGACGUGGAGGUGGCGCGGGCGCGCGGGCUCCUGCCUGGCAGCGAGGCCACGGCUGGCGGGCGCUUCAAGCCCGCCCGCUUGGCGGCAGCCCCGCGCACGCAGCACUCAGCCGUGUCGACGCCGCGGAGCGGCCUGGCCAGCGCCGGGCCCCUCGGCCACGAUGGCGCGGCGGAGUGGCCAGGCCAGUCGCCGCCGCCUGCAGCCUCAGGCAGCGGGCCCCGCGCGGGGCCGGGCUUGCAGCGCUCAGCGGAGCAGGCCGUCGCCGCGCUGGAGCAGCGCGGCCGCGCGGGGACGCUGCCGCCCUCCGCCCGCUGGCUGCUCGAUUGCCGAGCCUUCUUUCGGAUGCCCCCCGGCCGAUCCGAAUCGGUGAGCUCUGGAGGCGGGUUGUGGCUAGGAAGCUUGUCGCCGACCAGCGCGACGCUCUCCAGCGGCUGUUUCUUGCGCACCGGCAGCGCGGCGAGGGCCUGCCCGGCGGCGCUGAGGGGCGGGUUGGCCAUGCUGGACCUCGACCUUCGGAACGCGUUCCCGUCCUUGGAGCUGGCCGCAAUCUGUGCAGCUGUCGAAGAGCACGCUCCCGGACUCCUGGAGUGGACGCGCUGGUGCCACGGCUGGUCUGCCCAGGUGCUCCUGCCUCGUGGGCGCUGGGUCUCUUGUGACCGGGGCGCGGAGCAGGGCAACCCCCUCGGCGGGUGGGUGUGGGGCACUUGGUACAUGGGCCACGGCCAGGUUGUUCUCCCGCCUGGUUUCGCGGUCGUUCACUUGCGCGCCUUCGACGCAGAGCUCGCCGCGGCGGGCGGCACGCGCGUGGCGGACGGCCAGUUCAAGAGCGCUGCCCGGUUGCUUGGUCCAAUUGGGAUCGAGCUUGACGGCGCCACCCUCGCGGAGCAGUUCGACGCUGCCGCCUGGAGCACGGCCGCCGCGCGCGCUGAGCUUCAGCCGAUGCAAGACGCGCGCGCGGAGCUCGCCCUGUUGCAUGUUUCCGCCAACGCCAGCAGGGUCGCCCACCUGCCGUGCGCGGCCGGGCCCGACCUCGACCCCUCGCAGGCAGCUGCGUUCGACGGCGGGCAGCGCCUCGCCCUGGGAGCGAUAUUGGGGGGGCCGCUCUCCGACAGGGUGUGGGCGCAGGCGUCGGGGGCCGCGGAGGCCGGGGGUCUUGGGCCGCGGAACGCUGCGGACCUGCGCCUGCCCGCGUUCCUGGCCAGCAGGACAGAGGCGCGCAGCCUGGGCCAG
Molecule: messenger RNA, 2030 nt
Organism: Prorocentrum cordatum
Lineage: Eukaryota; Dinophyceae; Prorocentrales; Prorocentraceae
Source: the annotation of a GenBank genome assembly